UCGGUAGUGUGUGUGUUUCUCGGCUCAGCGCUCCUGUAGGUUUGUGGAGUUUGAGGCUUUGGGUGGAGAGCUGAAGAUCAAACUUUGACAUCCUCAGAUUAUCACUCUGUAUCGAUCAGGAGAUCCAGGAUCGAUCAGGCCUGACCAGAUGAGCUCAGAUCGAUGGAUUAAAUGAUCGGCUGUGGGUGAGGUGAGUGAUUCUCGGAACAAACUUUCUGCUGCGUUUUUUCGUUUCUGCUGCUUCGGGAGUCAAACUUGUUUUUGCAGGAUGUUGGUGUGAAAUUGAGCAGCUGUGUGACCCCUGACCCCCGCUCCAACUGUAGGAAUAACUUUAUUUAAAAAAAAAGACAACCGACUCAUUAAAGUAUCGGAACUCUUAGGGUCUUUAUAAGAGCGGAUUAUUCAACCCCUGAAGUUUAGAUGGAGGUAAAACUGAAGAUAGUCGAUGUUUAGGCAGGUUAAAUCCCAUCGUGGUGUUUCUCUGACAUUAAAACACGAAACUGCUUUUUCCAGAGCAGUGGGAUCAGCAGAGGACGGUGAACGCAUCUUUGGGUCCUUCCUCAAAUAUUUUAUUACGUCCUCUUUUUUUAUUUUCAUGAUGAAAUGAUUUCAUAAAAAAAGCAACAAUAUAAUGAAUCAUUGCAUAAUAUCUGUGUAAUCAAGACAAACGGUGAUGUAACUCCUGACUUAUAAUCAAUAUAUUUAAGCAACAAGAACCAAGAUUCAGUUUGAGAAAUUCAAGGAGAUCUCAAUUCAUCAUUAAAAGGUUGUCAUUAUUUAUUAAAUGUUGAUGUCAGGUGCUUUUUUAACAUCAAUCCACAUCAGCGGCAAACAUUUUUUUCGUUCUCGAAAACGGCUAAUCGGCGAUGCCCACUUUUACAAAAAACUAAAUUUAUUUGUUGUUUUUUUUUAUGUUAAUUUGAUGUUUAGGGACCAAGCUAGGCUUUCAAAGACUGUUGAUUUAGUGGCGUUAACAAACCAAAAAUAUCUUGGAAUUUGGCGUGUGCACUAGGGUGGUAAACAAAGUCUAUGAACAGGUGAAAUGGUGGUAAAAUGUUGACAGGAAGUUCACUUUUUGAAGGAACUGGCAGUAAUCAUGCUGCGUUUGAGUUACCUCAGAAGUCACAUGUCGGAGCUGAAAAUGACGUCACUCCUGAGUUACCAGCAUUUCAGUUACCAAGUCGGAAAAAAGGAAAAUUGGAUGGCUACAUCUACGAUCAAAUCAAAUCAUCCUUGUUAUAUUCGGACAAGGCAAGCGCUAAAAAAACUUUCAUAGAUGUAGCCAUCUUGUUUCAGGCCUCCGAUUUUGCUUUUUCCGACUUGGGAACUGAAACGCUGGGAACUCAGGUGUGACGUCAUUUUCAGCUCAAACAUCUGAUUUCCGUGGUAACUCGAACACGUUACAGAUGAUUUUCUGACUUGGAGUUCGGAAAUCCCAAUUUCCGAGUACGACUGGAUCGCAGCAUAAACCUGAGUAUUCAGUUAGAUUUAAACCUAAUCACAGUGCCCCCUAGUGGCAGCAAAAAUGACACGCUUUCCCUCUUUAAUUCAUAUCUCAGAGAGAGUUGAACGUAUCUGCAUCAUUUUUGUUCAGCAUAUUUUGAAGAUGUUGGUCUUGGUGUGUGCCGGAUUUACUCAUGAUGGUCUCCUAGCCUGAAAACAUCAUUAAAUAUAUAUUUUUUUCCAAAAACACAGCCCCACCUACUGGCAGCAGGAAGUGACCUCUUUAAGCUUUAAUGAAAACUUCUUUCUCCCUCUUUUCUCAGACAUGGAGGGUGUGUGUGUGUGGUUGGUGGGAGUGUGUGCACUAAGUUUGUGCAUCAGAGCCCACACUUCAUCGGAUAGAAGUGACCCCGCCCACCUGGACCACCAUCACCAUCACCUGGUUUCAAACAGCGACACGGCCUCAGGUAGGACGCACAUACCAGCAAUCAUCCCAUCAGCCUCACGUCAAACUUCAGACUCACCCCCAAUUUCCACCGCAUCCGGAACAGCUACGAAAAGGCUGUAUCCGUUGAUCGUAGCUAAUAGUAACCAUUAAAGUUAACGUGCUGGAGCAUGCUGGAUAAAUUCAGCACAGAUUAAUCCGUGCUGGAAAGGAAGUCAGGCACAGACACAAAAUAAAACAUCCGGCUUUUUUUCAAAAUAAAACACUCUAUGUUUGAGGCAGAUAGUAUUUCACACCAUGCAAAUGGGUGGAGACGAACAAGUCAAAGGUUUCAGACGUCAUUUCACCUCGUGGACACCAUGGACGAGGAGAUGCUGAUUCUAGAAGUCUAGAAGUAGAUUUCCUCCUCUGGAAAGUUACAAUCUACUGCUUUCAUGGUUAGCCUCUGUGGCUGUCUUUAUAGAUACAACUUGUUAUCGCGGGAUUGCACGUGAAACCGUGGGUUCUUGUUAGUUCUUGUGAUUUCUGCUGUCUGUAAUCCGCCAUGAAAUUCACCUCACCAAUGGAUCCGGUAGGAAUUGGCAGAUGGCAAAAAUCACCGCCGUUCCGGAUCAGAGAAAAUUGGGGGUAAUGGAGAAAACCUGCAAACUUUAGACAGAUCUGAGGUGGACUGUAUGAAUCCAACCAGGCCUAUAACUGAUAACCAUCCCUGUAAUCAUUAAUCUAAUAUCAGCUUUGUGAAUUUAUGAGUCACUGUUCAUUCAUCAGUUCGCUCAUAGUCAUCAGACGCGACAGUUUAAAACUCUGACAUCAGACAGAAACACGUCAUCUACUGAAAACUUCUGUAACUGUCCCAGGUUUGGACUUGAAGUGUCACAUCCAGACAGGAAAACACGAGUUAAUCUGCAGUGUGUUUGUGUGCUGCAGAGACGGCGUUGCAGUUAGCCGUUAGCUGCUAACCACAGCUUCCUGGGGGUUAAAAGUCGGUGAUGUCACAGGAAAUGUGGUGACAGAAACAGAUAUGUGUGGAGGAGGUUUGAACCCUCAGAUGUGACAGCCAACAGGAGGAGGGCAGAGUGUCAAUGUGUGAGUUCUCUCGGACUCUCAGCUACUUAAUCAAAUCAGGAAAUCUGCUAAAAGUGAGACAAACAUGCAAACAGAGAAAUGUUCACAUAGAUCCUCAUUUGAAGUUCUGAAUGAGUUUAUUGUCUCACCAAUCAUUUACUCAACGAAGGAAGAACAGCAGAGUUCAGACUAGAGGAGACCUGCUGAGGAGACAAACUACAUUCAGUCUGUGAGAGGUUCUGAUCCUUUGAACUUUGUCUAAUUUCUUUAGCAAAGAGACUAAACACAACUCACCUACUCUCUUCCACCAGUCGCUUGUUUGUAGCGAGACCUCAGGCCAGUCCAUAACGGACUACAGCGGGGUGACGCAGCUAAAGGAAGAACAUUUAUGAUAAUUUCUUCAUGGAAAUACAAUCAAGGCAGAAGAACUACCACGUCUGCAGUGCAAAAUGAUUAAAAUGGUGAUUAUUACUUCAAGGAAAUGAUAAAAAAAUUAUCAUAAAUGUUCUUCCUUGAGCUGUGGCACCCCACAGCAGUCAAUGGACUUGCCCUGAGGUCUCGCAACAAAAAAAGUUGGUAUAACUAGAGAAACAAGCGGUCGGCAACAUUCAUCUCUCAAGGGGGUGUCUAACUCAGUGUUAUGGUGUGUUUGACCAUAGCUUCAUUUUACGCCGGAAUAUCCUGACGAAUUUCACAUCCUUUUGGGAGAUCAUUGACACAGUAUCCUCCCCUCCAGAUUGUCCAGACUCCAGAAUCUGGUCUCCUGGGUUGUUUGAUGAGAAGCGGUACCUGUUUGAGCCAUUUUAUCUAUAUUAUUUUUUGGGGGGUUUUGUUUUGUUACUCGCACAGUCAACACAAGGGGCACUAAAUGCUACAAAAGGAACAAAGGUGAAGAAGUGAUCUGGGGAAUGGGAAGAGCACACUGUUUUCACUCUCGUCACAGACUUCAUCAUCGUAGAUAGAUGGACGUAUCUUUCUUUUUUGUUUGUUUUUCAUUGAAUCAAUAAAUAAUUCAACAACAACCUUGGAUUGAACGUUGGAUUGAACUAGAAGUGCGUCAAAAACACCUCACUCCCGCACCCAGACAUAGUCACUGCAGUACCUCCUAAAACCCUCUUUAAGACUUUAUGGUUGGAUUGUCUCCUUUAAAUGAAAUCGUCCAAACAGGAAGCUGGCUGUGCUCCGAUAGUCGUGUUGAGACAGCGUCUGUCGCAUCUGUACAGUGUAAGAGCAACUGGUUUAUCCAGAUACUCCUCUGUGUGCCUCUCAUUAUUCCUGUGACGUGUUUUGGGGUUAAAGAGGUGAGGAACGACGUUUUUGGACAUUUGUAGCCUUGGUCUUGGAUGUUUCCGGGACACGUUGAUAAAAACAGAUUGUCCCGCAGAUAUGCUUCUCCUCGCUCUGGUGUUUGAGCGCUCAUGUUUCUGCGUUUUCUCUCCGCUGUCUCACAAACAUCUGCUCCGCUCCGUCGACUCUGUUCAUCCUCAAACUCCUCGACCUUUAAACUCUGCCGCUCAGAUUACACAAUAACCGCUGCCGUUCACAGCACUCAUUAUAUCAUUAUUCUUUAUGUUAAAGUUAUAUUAUUACAACUUUGCAAAACUAUCCUCCUAAAAACCUGCCACAGAAACCUCAAACUUCCCUUCGCGUACAAACACAAGACAUUAAAACGCAGGAAAUCUUCUUCAGAGUCUUUGGAUGCUCGUGGUUUGUCCUCAUCACUGUUGUGGUAGAAUUCAACCAUCAACAUCAGGAUCCUCGCCACUGUUGCUAAGCUUUGAUCACCAUGACAACCUCUGAUUGGUGUCAGUUGAUGCAUACAGGGUCACGACCUUCCUCCGUCUCCUACAUCCUCAUCUCCUCUGACCUCAUCCUCCUCAGUUCGGUGCAGCGAUAUCUUCAUGAUGUUCCUGUGUUUAAAGGAGAAGCGUUGAAGAAAUGCAUGGCGGGAAUCGCAGCCUGAUGUUGCGUGUUUGACUUUGUCUCGUCCUUCCUCUUGUUUAAUUCUAUUAUCUCAGUAUUUUGAUCCCCCCAGCUGCCGGCGGUAAUCCUCGGGCCGCCCGUACCUUGCUCUCUUCCUCUGUGGUGUCUGAUCAGACUGAGAACUUAAUCUGGAGGACAGAGACUGUGGUCCUCCUGCAGAUACCUGUGUUUAAUGUUUUAAUCUGGAGGUCAGCGUCGGGUUUCAGCGCUGCAGAGUGACGCGUUUUAAGCCACAGGCGACUCAGAGACAGCUGAGACCACCACCCCACCCAUCAUUUCAAAUACUCGGCUCGUCCACAGCUUUCUGAACCCACACACACAGCAAGCUGACUGACGUCUUUUUACGUCUGUGUAUUUCCAUGAAUAUCAGAUCCUGUCAGCAAAGUAACAUGGUGGGUAAAAGUGACAGAAUCCUCAGACAAGACCGGACAUCUAAGUCUACAAUACUGUUGUGGGAAUUCAGUGGAGGUGGUUAAAUCCAGCAUCCCUGAUGGUGUGGAGAUCACCAGAGUCAUGGUCAUCUGUGAAGGCUCCAUGAAAGGGAUAUUCCAGCUUAAAAUUAAUUUAGGGUCAAACACACCAUAACACCGAGUUAGACACCCCGUCUAGAGAUGAAUGUUGCCGACCGCUUGCUUCUCUAGUUAUAUCAACUUUAGUAACGACUAAGUCCAGAAUGGGACAUGAAGUUUGGUUGUGAAGUCUUUGGAGUAUUUUCUGUUAAAUUGAGUCUUUAAACGGUUUACGGUGGUUCGUGUCUUUAUGAACUUGAAGGUUUGAAUCGUCAACAUUUAUUCAAACAAUCAUUAUAGAUAACUGACCUGACAGAGAAAAAUCAGGAACAGAUGAUGCAAAAAAAACCCUCUCAUUUUUAGGAACACAGACACAGACACACACACACACACACACACACACACACUGGGCAAUCAUGCAGAGACUCUCUGGAGGCUGAAAUGACCAAAUGUAGGCAUGAAUCAAGUUCGCACUCUGUGCAAUGUGUUUAAAUCCGCUGCGUUACCAUGACAACCACAGCUUCAGAUAACCGAUUUGAUGGAUGACUGUGGAUGUUAGCCGCUAACUGAGGCUAACGGGAAGACUGUGCGGGGAAGAAACAUGAUGGUUGAUCACGCUAUGAAGAAGUCGUCACAAGAAUUCAGAAGUAAAAAUACGACCCCUCAGAAAAACAUUCACAGAGGUCAAACUGAGCAUGUGCAGUAUGAUGUCAUCACCUCUGUUUUUGAUUAGAUGAGGACAGUUGGUUGCAUCUGUCCCCAGUCUCCCCUAAAUUACUUUCGGAAAAGUUUUAUUGUGACUUUAAGUGGAGUAGAAGAAGUCCUCUCUCUCUUUCUCUCUCUCUCUCUGGAGUUCAGAGGAGCAGAGCUGUGAUGUGUCUCCGUCCCUCCACCCAAACAAAGAUGGCAGCCUGAAAAAAUUGAUGUUUAUUCUAAGUGUUGCUGUUUUUGGCUCGAUGGACGGGGGGCUACGUUUGUCACAGAGAGACAGUGUCUCAGAGAGGAGACGCUCAGAGGUUUUACCUUCAGCACCGGCUCUGCGGUGAAAUGUGACUUUACUAGUUUGACGCUUGUAAAAUCAGGUUUCUUUACAGAGUUAUUAAAUCUGAACACUGAGAUAGAAACUAGACUGAAAUUUUGAAGAGCUGUUUGUAAAGAGUGAAACUUUUACUACAGAGGAAGGGUGGGUGUGGAUGAUGGCAUCAUAGGCAUAGAGGUGAAUUUUACUUGAAUAUCCUUACCCAAGUCAUUUGUGAAAGAAAGAGAGCAGAACAGGUCCCAAACUAGAGCCCUGGGGGACACCUUCAGUGAUCUUACGAAAAUCAGAUUUGUGGCCUUUUGUGUAGAUGCACUGAGCUAGAUCUGCAAAAUAGUUUCUGAACCAGUUAAGUCUUGAAACUUAGACCAGCAGUUUUUAGUUUGAGUAGCAGCAAGUCAUGAUCUACCAAGUGAAACGGCUCCAACAGAUCUACAAAUAAAGAAGCAGGAUGUUGUUUUUUCUGUUCAGAUCUAAACUCAGAUCACUGAAAAUAUGUACAACAGUGUUCUGACUAGUGAAAUGUGUUUGGCACAGAAAGUACUGAUGGGAAAUCCAAAUUGCACAUUUUAUAAUGUAAUUUGUAGUGUUUUAAAAGUAUGCGCUGCACAGAAGACAAUUUGCACUCCAGAAAUAAAGGGUACUGCGCAGUAAGACGUUAAAACUGCACCUGGAGAAAGAAAGUUUGCGUGGUGGAAGUAUCGCUGCUCAAAAAAACUGCGUUGCAUGUUUGUCAGAACCUUGAACUCCACCAAACUUAUAACGUUCACAGACAAAAGAUGUGACAAUUAAAGGGUCUUGACAAAAACGGCAUUGUUGCAACACAAAGGAAUGAUUUAAAGGGGACACUUUCACCCCCAUCCAUCUAUAUUUUGCCGCAGCAGGCUAAGUUAGAUGCUUAAGAGAUUCCUUCAAUUUUAUGACCCCAAUUCACUCUGUCACAUUUAAGAUGUCAUCAUUAAACCUAAUUAUUGAUCUGUUUUUUGUGUCUAGAUCUGUGUGAAAUAGACCAGCAACUCUGCGAGGACGAGAACUCUCUGCUGAGUUUCGAGGCGAUCUGCAGCAUCCACAAACAGAUGGACGACGACGCGGACGGGACGGUGGACAUGACUGAGACAGAUGAGGUGAGACAGACAAAGAGGCGUAAAUAUUAGAAAUACUUUGGCACAGAAAUUAGAGAACUUUUUUUUAACCUUAAAUGUUUAUUUUUCUCCCAGUUACUCAGAAAAAAAGGUUUCUGCAGGCUCGUGUUUUUAAAGUUUAUACUCUCUCUCAGUUUCUCAGGGAGGACCUGAAGUAUCACGACCCCAAAGCCAAACACAGCAGCUUCCACCAAGCCGACCUGCACAUCAGCGUGGAGGACAUGUGGAGAGCCUGGAAGAACUCUGAGGGUGAGAUGGGUUCACAGGGGAGAAACCGAUUUCUCAUGGUUUAAGUUUCCUCUAGGAUUAGAGCCAUGCAGGGAUCACACAUGUUUUACUGCUGUGGUGCCCCUGAAGGCCAAAUGCACACAGACAACUUUCACUGAACACAGUAUUACCUAACAAAACAAAAUAUUUCAUCAGACACAAAAUGUUAUUUAACCGUAUUACAUGCUGACAUAUUAAUCAUACUAUACAAUGACAUUUUUUAUCAUACUGAACUAAGAAUUUUUUAUCAUACUAUACUAUGAUUUUUUUAACAUACUAUACUAUGACAUAUAUUAUCACACAUUACAAUGAUUUUUUAUCAUACAACACUAGGACAUUUUUUAACUUACUAAACUAUGAUUUUUUUAAAAGACUAUACUAUGAUUCUUUUUAUCAUACUUUACUAUGACAUUUUUUAACAUACUAUACUAUGACAUUUUUUAUCAUACUUAACUAUGAUUUUUUUAAUAUAAAUUGACAUUUUUGGACAUUUUUUAUCAUACUAAACAAUAAUUUUUUAUCAUACUUUACUAUGAUUCUUUAUUAUACUAUACUAUGACAUUUUUUAACAUACUAAACUAUGACAUUUUUUAUCAUACUAAACUAUGAUUUUUUAUCAUACUAUACUUUUUCAUUUUUUAACAUACUAUACUAUGACAUUUUUUUAACAUACUAAACUAUGAUUUUUUUAUCAUACUAAACUUUGACAUUUUUUUUAUCAUACUAUACUUUGAGUUUUUAUAAUACUAAACUAUGAGUUUUUUUUAUCAUACUAUACUUUGAUUUUUUAUCACACUAUACUAUGAUUUUUUAUCAUACUAAACUAUGACAUCUUUUUAUCAUACUGUACUAUGAAAUUUUUUAUCAUAAUACACUAUGACAUUUUUUAUCAUACUUAACUAUGAUUUUUUUAACAUACUAAACAUUGAUUUUUUUUUAUCAUACUAUACUAUAACAUUUUUAAUUAAACUUAACUAGGAAUUUUUUUUAAUCAUACAAAACUAUGAUUUUUUUACCAUAGUAUACUAUGACAUUUUUUAUCAUACUAUACUAUGGAUUUUUUUAUCAUACUAUACUCUGACGUUUUUUAACAUACUAACUAUGAUUUUUUUUAUCAUACUACACCAUGACAUUUUUUUUAUCAUACUAUACUAUGAUUUUUUUCAUACUUACAUAUGAUUUUUUAUCAUACUUUACUAUGAUUCUUUAGCAUACUAUACUAUGACAUUUUUUAUCAUACUAUACUACAACAUUCUUUUAUCAUAGUAUAUAAUAAUUUUUUAUCAUACUAUACUAUGGUUUUUUUAUCACACUAUACUAUGGCAUUUUUUAUCAUACUGAACUUUAAUUUUUUAACAUACUAAACUGAUUUUUUUUAUCAUAGUAUACUAUGACAUUUUUCUCAUACUAUACUAUGACAUUUUUUAUCAUACUAAACUAUGAUUUUUUUAACAUACUAUACUAUGACAUUUUUUACUAUACUAUAACAUUUUUAUUACACUGUACUCUGACAUUUUUUUUAUCAUACUAUACUAUGAAAUUUUUUAUCAUACUUAACAACGAUUUUUUUAUAUCAUACUUUUCUAUGACCUUAUUAUGAUAUGAUUCAUUGACAUUUUGUAAUAUUAAACGGUCCACAGAGGUGACGGUAUGACACGGCUCGAGCCCGUUGGUGCCUCGUGGGACACUAGUUUUGUUUAUUUCGGUUUAUUUUGUUCAAUUUUGUUUAAUCUUGUUUAUUUUGGUUUCUCUGGGACUUGAGUGUGACCAAAACACACGUCAGGAACAAACUAUGACAAACUACGGCUGGAAUGUAAUCAUGUAUGAGUCUGCUUAGACUGAAGACUGUUUGUGUGUGUGUGUGUGUGUGUGUGUGUGUGUGUGUGUGUGUGUGUGUGUGUGUGUGUGUGUGUGUGUGUGUGUGUGUGUGUGUAGUGUAUAACUGGACCAUGCAGCAGGUGGAGGACUGGCUGGUCCUCAGUGUGGAACUCCCUCAGUACACAGAGACCUUCAAGAGACACCAGCUGGAUGGCAAGUCUUUACCGAGGUAAUUAUACAUGCACAUGUAAAAGUUUAUAACAUAUUACUAUUGUAGUUGUAGAAGUAAAAUUGCGAUUACAAAAAUAAAUCUGUUAAUUUAUAAGAAGAAAGUCAAGAUUUGAAUUUCUCGUUCAAUCAGGGUCUCGAUAUGAAAGAAAAUCUGUGCACUUUAUGUUCACCAAUACAUGGAGCUUCAUUUACAGGACAUUUGAUAUUUUUUAAAUUUAUUUUACUGUAACAGUUUCAUUUUAAGACAUUGAAAACAUAAUUUUAUCUGAAAUAUGGCAAAAAAAAGAAAUAUAAUAAUGUGCUUGCUUUAUUUGGUCUUUAAAAAGUCCUCCUCUCUGAUUAUCUCAGAUGUUUCAGAUUUCUAAUUUUCUCUGAACGCACCAUCUCCCUCUGUGUCUCUGACCCGGUCUGUUUGUGUUAUUCUCUUGUGUUCUGUUCCUUCUGUUUCCUGCAGGCUGGCGGUGAAGAACACCACGCUGACAGUGUCCGUGCUGAAGAUCUUAGACCGGAGUCACGCUCAGAAACUUCAGCUCAAAGCUCUGGACAUCGUCCUGUUUGGACCGCCGCCAGGUCAGAGGAAGUGUGUGCGUGUGUGUGUUUAACAGGGGUGUGUUUUUCGACAGAGGUUUCACAUGCUGGCUUCAUGGAUGUAUGAAACUAUAUGAAAAUAAUGCAUGGCUUUAAAUGGAAACAAAGAAUCUUAUUUAGCAUGAAAAGGAAAGAUGUCUAUGUGGACGUCAAGUUGUUUUAGUCAAAAAGAUGAGUUAAAAAAGUGCCCUGUGGGUGCUCUUCCAGUGGCUAAAUUAGGAAAAAUGGAUCCAAAAUGUAUAAAAGACCCCCUUGAUGCACUACCUGCAUAUGAAACAUAAAAAGUCACACAAUAAAAUACAAUUUUAUUCGUAGAGCACAUUUAAAAACAAUCAAGUUGACCGAAGAGCUUUAUAUAGACAUUAAAAAACAAACAAAAUCAACGUUCAGUGAAAUACAAGAGCAGACCACAUAAAAGCAAUUAAAAAGUAAUCAAUAAACAGACAAUAUGUGAUUAGGUUGUGUCAAAAGCCAAAGAAUAAAAGUGUGUUUUGAGACGUGAUUUACGAAUAGCUGGAGUUGGGGCUUGUUUCACAUGACGGGGGAGGGAGUUCCAUAGUCUGGGCCCAGCGACAGAAAAUGAAUUUCAAGGAGCAAUUUGUCUGCGGAUCUGAGGGACCGAGAGGGGACACAUGGCUUCAAAAGUUCAGUCAAAUAAAAAGGGGCAAGCCCAUGAAGCGCUUUAAAAACAUUAAGAUCUUAAAAUCAACUCUAAAAUGUAGUUAUAAUUUGAAAAUGUUCCCUGUGGUCGCUCUUCUGAUACAUGAAAUGUCUUUUUUCAGGCCGACAGAACCGAUGGAAGGACCUGGUUCUGGGCAUGUCUGUCCUGAUGGCGCUGGGCGGCUGCUGGUUUGCUUAUAUUCAGACCAGAAAGUCCAGAGAUGAUCUGGGGAAACUGAUGAAGGACCUGGAGGGUCUGCAAAAGGCUGAGGAGAGUCUGAUGGACCUGCAGGAGAAGUGAGCUAACACAGUUACACCUUCAUUUCAUGGCAUUUUAAUUAUUGAUUUACAACAUAAGAGUCCCCAAAACUGCAGUUCCUCCAGUGUCCACUAGAGGCUGUGUCCUGCAGUGAGUCAGUCCUCAUAGAGCCUCAUGUUAAACGUCACCUCUUUAUAUACUGUCCUCCAUUUUCCUUAAACCUAUCGAUUAUGUCACUGAUACUGAUUAAUAAAGUGAAUGAAAUGACCCGGCAGCUCCUCUGUGAUCGACCGCAUGUUUGAUUUCAGAGUAAACACUGAGGUUAGCAUGAGGCUAAAUUUAAACUGAAGGACAAACAGCUGCUGCUAGCUAACCUCACAAUCUGAUUACAACCUGAUUCCAUCUGUUUGUCCAACAAUUAAAAGUCAUUAACCUUCAAAACACAACUGAGCCACAACUACCAGAGGAAAUAACUCAUCUGCUGUCUGUGUGUGUGUGUUUGUGUGUGUGUGUGUGUGUGUGUGUUUGUGUGUGGGCAAACGGUCUCCGCAGAAGCUUUCAAUCUGAAGUCCUUAUAUGGGCAGGAACAGCCAGCAGUUCAGUCGGCACACACUCACACACAUAUCACAUACUGUAUAUAGGUGUGUGUGUGUGUGUGUGUGUGUGUGUGUGUGUGUGUGUGUGUGUGUGUGUGUGUGUGUGUGUGUGUGUGUGAGGGUGCGAGUGUGUCGUGUUGAAACUUGCUGUUUCAUACUUCGGUUUUUCUUUUCACUCUAUUUCCUGAAACUCUCUCUCUCUCUCUCUCUCUCUCUCUCUCUCUCUCUCUCUCUCUCUCUCUCUCUCUCUGCCAUGACUGCAGUCAGCACUGCUGUUACAGCUGAUAAUGCUGCUGGUUCUGGUUCUGGUACUGGUCUGGCCCAGGUCAGACUGAAACCUAAACUAAAUGAACUCUACUGCUUCCCUUCAGAAAACAAAUUUAAACAUUGACAAAUAUCUACCAACAAGGAUGAAGGCCACUGAAUACAUUUUUUUAAAUUUUAAAUUUUUUUCGUCUAACUUUUUUUCUCAGAAAAAAAUCUGAAUUCUGUUUCUAUCUAAAAAAUUUGUGCUACGUUCAAGUUACCUUGGAAGUCAGAAGUCGGAGUUGAAAAUGACAUCACACCCAAGUUACCAGCGUUACAGUUACCAAGUGUUACCAAGAUGGCUACAUCUACUAAAGAAAGACCUAGAUCUCAGAGGUUCUAGAAUCGAAGACAGAAUUCUGACUUUUCUAAAAACUCCAUGAGAGAGGUCUGAAUUCUGGGAUUACAUACAGAAUCGUGUUUUUGAUUUUAAAAUCAAAUUCAGAAUUUUGGAGGAAAAAACUGAAUGCUCAAUAAAAAUAAAAAUCCAGAGAUGAGAGUCAGGAUUUAAAAAAAAACUGGACACUGAGAUUGAAUAAAGAGUUCGGACUAUUUCAUAAUAACGACUUCUCACUCAGACUUUUAACUUUUCUUUUCUGUAAGUUCUGAAUUUAAUGCUAGAAUUCAGAGGGAAAAAACAGAAUUCUGACCCAACGUCACAAUUUUGAGAUAAAAUUCAGAAUCUUGAGAGAGAAAAAAUACAAUUCUGAAAUCAAAGAUAAUUUUGAAUUGAACAAAAUUCUGAUAUUUUUCCACAGAAUUUUUAAAAUCUAUGACAGAAUCAUGAGAAAAAAAAACUUGAAUUUCUAAAACAGAAUGCUGACCUUUUGAUAUUUUUCACAAAAUUCCAAAAGAAAAAUCUGAAUUUUUAGAGCAGAGAUAAAAUUUUAACUUUUUACCUAAAGUUUGACCUGUCAAAAGUGAGCAGCACUUCCUUUAAUGAUGACUAAACCAUUGUCUGUCGCUUCCCUCUCUGCAGAAUGUGGUACUGUGUGUGUGUGUGUGUGUGUGUGUGUGUGUGUGUGUGUGUGUGUGUGUGUGUGUGUGUGUGUGUGUGUGUCAGCAGAUGGACAGGAUUUAGUGACAGCAGAUAAGAAUCAAACAGGUGCUGAUGUACCGAGGAUAGGUCACAUAUUCUGUUACACACACUGACUACACACAAACACACACACACACACAUACGCAUUCCUUCAUGCUCUGACGCAAACAAUAACCCUCACCCAACCACCCCCACACACACAAAUCCUAAACAGCGCCUCCUGCUGGUAGUACAAGCACUCAAACUGACAAAUGACUCCAAUAGUAAAACGGUGUCAUUAUUACUGUAGCAGAAACUCAAUACGGUACCACGGUAAUACAAGCAGGUAAUAGCGGUACAAAUGUCAAUGUCAUGAUGCAGAUAAAUCCAGCAUUGUCAGAAAACUACUUUUAACAGCCCAUCAUACAUACAUCAACGCGUUUUUGUUGUUUCUGUCGCUGUUUUGUUGUUGAUUUCCAUCAGGCUGCAGAAAGCUCAGGAGGAGCAGCGCUGUGUUCAGGUGGAGAAGGUGAAGGUGGAGGAAGAGCUCAGGAGCGAGAUCAACUCAGCCAAACAGGAAGCUCAGCGUCUGAAAGAGCUCAGAGAGGGAACGGAGAACGAGAGGAGCCGACAGAAGUACGCUGAGGAGGAGCUGGAGCAGGUAGACACACCUGACUAAAGGAAGUGGAUGUAAAAAAUUUCUCUGGGUGGUCCUUACUCCUGAAAGUGAGCUCAUGUGUUUAUGUAUCUGUUUUGUGCGUGUGUGUGUGUGUGUUAAUUGCAGGUCCGCAUGGCGCUGAAGAAGGCGGAGCGGGAGCUGGAGACGCGAGCUCGUUUGGCUCCACCAGAGGCUCUACAGAAGUGGCUGCAGCUGACCCAUGAGGUGGAGGUUCAAUACUACAACGUCAAGAAGCAGAGCGCAGAGAGGCAGCUGCUGCAGGCCCGCGAGGGGGUGAGAACACACACUCCCAAAACACAUACACUCACACACCAAUGAUGAAGAUGGUGAUGAUGGCAGUGGGUGUGUUUCAGGCGGAGAAAAUCAAGAAGAAGAGGAGCUCUCUGUUUGGGACCUUUCACGUGGCUCACAGCUCCUCACUGGAUGACGUCGACCAUAAAAUCCUUUCUGCAAAGUGAGUGACUUUCAACAGGGGAUUGUUUAAGCUUUUUUGUGACAUGCACCUGAAAAUUUUCAAGGGAAAUUUUAGAAAAAUUCCAGGUACAAUUGAGGAAAAAUUCCAGGUUAAAUUGAUAAAAAAUUUCAGGGGAAAUUAAAAAGAAAUUCAGGAACAAUUAAGGUAAAUUUCAAGAGAAAUAAAGGGAAAAUUUAAGGUAAAAUUCAGGAAAAAUUAUUAAGGGGAAAUUCAAUGGAAUUUUAGGAAAAUUUUAGGUAAAGUCUAAGGAAAUUACAGGAAAAUUCAAGAUAGCUUUCAGGAAACUUAAAAGUAAAAUUAAGAAAAAUUCCGGGUAAAAUUCAGGAAAAUUUCAGGAGAAAUACAGGGAAAGUUUCAGGUAAAAUUCAGGAAAAAUUACAAGUAAAAUUCAGGGAAAAUUCAGAGAAAUUUUAGGGACAUUUCAGGUAAAAUUUAGAGAUAUUUCAAGAAAAUUCCAGGUAACAUUCAGUAAAAUUUAGGAAAAAUUCCAAGUAAAAUUCAGAAAAAUUUUAGGGGAAAUUCAGGAAAAAUUUUCGAGAAAAUUAAAAGGAAUUUCAAUGAAAAUUAAGGAAAAUUUCAGGGUAAAUUAAGGUAAAUAUAGGGAAAAUUUCAGGCAAAAUUCAGAAAAGUUUCAGGUAAAUUCCAGGGAAAAUUGAAAGAAAAUACCAAGUAAAAUUCAGGAAAAGUUCCAGGGAAAAUUGAGGAAAAUUUCAGGGAAAAUUUCAGGGAGAAUUCAGAGGCUCCAACCCAUAAUUAACCUGACUCUACCAUGCCGCCUUUUAGGUUUAAUAAAUUAAUAGAUGAAGCAGUUGUUUGAAAUGUUUCAGUGUAAAAACUGUUGAAAAGUGAAGAGUGAAGAUCAUAUUAUUGUUUGCAUUUAACUGCUGCUAUCUAGUGGUCAUUGUCAGGUACUUUCACAGUCUGUCAUGCUGCCGUGAAGCUCAGUCAGUAGCCACGUUUACAUGCAGACUUUUUUCUCAUUCAGAUUAUAAUCAUUCCGAUUGAAGCUCCCAGGCGAACUGUUUACAUGGAAGCGAUCUAUUCUGAUCUGGUGCUUACAUGUGCCACGGCAUUCAAUCGGAACAGCUAUUUACAGACACGUGAUACCUUCAAACAUCACGUGAUUGAUCAAAGAUGGAGGUCUUUCGUCUGUUAAGCAGAGUAGUAGCGAUUGUUUUUUCACUUUUAUUAAAGCAACAGCUUGCCACCAACGCGCUCUUACUGGACGCACUACAGUGGAGAAGACGUGAAGAAGAAGCCCUGCCACCCCUGCCUCGCAGAGUUUUUCGUGAACUUUUUUAAAUAGUUCAGCAUUUCGUGUUUUCCUACCGUCUAAGCGUGCGACAAUGUCUAGUUCUUUGAGAGUUUGUAUCAAAAACAAACUCUCCGACGCAGACCAGUGCAUCGUGCUCUGCUUGGAAGCCGCCAUCAUGUUUCCAUGUGAGUCAUACGUCACUGCUUGUUUACAUCAGGACAGAGCAUGCGCAGACAGAACCCAGCCUGACAACUUUCCGAUUCACCGUUUACAUGACAGGAUUUUGCUUUUAAUCGGAAUGGGAAAAGGAAAAUUCUACCCCUGUGAAUCGGAAUGAAAUUCCAUUCGGAAUGGGCCUGUUUAUUCCGAAUGAGGUGUUUAUAUGGAGCAUUUUCAUUCCGAUUGGGCUUCUAAUCCGAUUCGAAAUAUUUGGCUCCAUGUAAACGUAGCUAGUGAAGACGUUGGCACAGGAUUCAUGCUCCUUCAUACUGUCUGAUGUACUUCAGCUGUUAUGAUUUAUGUUAACACUCUACAAAGACCUUCAAUCAGAACAGUUAUGUCAAAUUUUAAACUGAGCAUCAGGAAAUAUUCCAGGUGACGUCAGGGUUUUGUCGGGUAAUUUGAGGAAAUUUUCAGGACCUUUGUUCAUGUAUGAAGGAGGUUUUCUUUAUCACAGACAGGCCCUGGCAGAGGUGACGGCAGCCCUACGGGAGAAGCUGCACCGCUGGCAGCAGAUCGAGUCCCUGACAGGUUUCUGUUUGGUCAACAACCCCGGUCUGGGAGCGCUGGCUGCCGCCCUCAACCUGGACCCGUCCUUCCUUGGCCUGAGACCUUCGACUCCUCAGCACCUCCUCCUGUCUGACGACCUGGAUGACAUGGAUGAGGACAUCCUGUCUCCUGGGACGCUGCAGUGUAAGUCCCCAAACAUCUGUUGGAAAGAAUCCAGGACUGUCAGCUCUGAUGAACUAUAAAUAUUUAAGGUGUCUGUAUUCAAAACAAUUCAUAUAGUCACAUAAAACUCCUCUUCUCUCCUCUCCUCUUUUCUCCUUGGCACCUCUCUCCUGAUUGGCUCUCUGCAGAUGCGGCGUGGCAGAUGGACCGGCGAGUGAGCGACCUGUGGCCCCUGAGCGGCAUUGCAGAAACCCAGUCGCCAUGGAAACACUCUGGUUGGUUCCUUCCUCCUUUAUCAAAAACCCCCACUUCCACUUGGUUCGUACCACUGAUGAAUCAUCAAAAAACAAUCAACAAUAUUCUGGAAUAAAACAACGACAAAUAUGGAGAUGCUGCUGAGAAUCUGCUUCGUCAGCUCAGGAGCGUCUUUUUCGGUUUCUUCCCCUCGCACAUUAAUGAUCUCUUAGUCGUCUAUAUUUGAACCUUAACUUCCUGUUUUCUGGUUUUCAAAGUAAAACACCUCACUUAAACUCCUCCCUGUCAUCUCUCUCCUGCAGCUCAGAGUCUGGGGCCCCUGCGACAGAGGAUAGGAGACCCUGCCGUCAUGUUUGGCUCUCAGAGGUUGGUUGAAGGACAGGAUUUACCAAAACAGGAAGAGUGUGGCCCGUUAACAUCACCCCGUCCUCUCAGCGGCCAACCUCGGCAGAAUCGCAGCCGCUCCAUUGGCCAGCUGGAGUUUCUUCCUGUGCCCUCCCCCUCCCUCUCCUCCUCCUUGUCCCACCCCUCCAUCGGCCCCACCUCUCCACUCCACCCCCCUGUCCUCUCCUUCUGCCCUCCCCCCACAGACUCUUCUUCUUCUUCGUACGCUGAAGGCUCCGCCCACUUCUCCGCUCUGCUUUUCCGCUCUUCUUACUUCCAUUCUUUCGGGGCGACAUCUAGCCUCCCACCUGCAGGGGGCGCUGCACCCAGCCAGAGACAGCGCUGUCGCUCAGGCAGUUUUGGGUAUCUUCCUCUGCAUGACGACUUUCUGCAGAUACUCACAAACUAACACAGGAGGACUGAAUCAGUUUGUCUCAGAGCUAAACAUUUAUAUACGGAGAUUUGAUCUAAUGUACAAAAAACUCCUUUUCAUGCUAAUCCUGCUGGACUUAAUCUGUGCCUAACUCUGUGCUGUUACCUAGUCCAAACGUUUCUGUCAUUUGGUGAAUACCAACAAGCUUCUGGGUCACCCAGAGUCGGAUCCAAAGUAGGGCUGGGCGAUAAAACGAUAAAAUGAUUAAGAUAUAUACCAUAUUUUUCGCACUAUAAGGCGCACUUAAAAUCCUUUUGGCUUGUCCGAGCGCUGCAGCUACCGUAGCCUCGCUGAGUUAUUGAAAGAGUUAAAUAAAGUUUGACUUAGCUGACUGUUUUGUUUGUCUUAAUGCGCUUUAUAAUCCGCGUUAUGUAUGAAAAGAGACGCGUUCAUUGAUGGUGCGUCUUAUAAUCAGGUGCGCCUUAUAGUGCAAAAAAUACAGUAUAUUGAAAAUUAAUUUCACUCAAUAUCAAUAUAAAACAUGGUCAAUAUCCUUUUUGAUAGUCAUAUUUUGGUAGACUAUACGAAUAGCCAAUGAAAAGGGGAGUUGUUCCGGGUCUGCUUUGCGCUGAACCAAUCAUGACGACAUCGUCGACAACACUGACACGAAAACGUCGACAGUGUGGAGGUAUUUUGUUUUUUUGAGGUCGGACAUGAAGCAGAGUAAUGUGCAAAUUAUGUCGAGUACAUGUUCUCGCAAAGUCGGGGAAUACCUCAAAUCUUUUUCACCACUUGAAGCAGCGCCACGCGGCAGAACACGCGCAACGCAAAAGGUUACAAACCCAGAGCGGAGCAAGGAGCUCAUGGCACCUGUGCAGCCGAAACAGCCGACCAGUCAAUCUGCUUCCCCUAGCGCAAUGCCCUACGACAAAACGUCAAAGAGACACAAAGACCUCAUAGAUGCAGUAACUUAUUGAAUUGCUAAAGACAUGCUACCAAUAAACACUGAUAAAUUGCAUUUUUUAUAUGGUGAAAUAUAUCGAUAUCGACAGAUAUGAAAAAAAUAUAUUGUGAUAAACUUUUUUUCCAUAUCGCCCAACCCUAACCUAAAGUAGUCUGAUAAAUUAGCUAGAGCCUAGAAAGUACGGCCUUUAUUGUUGCAGGUCGGUGGGGGGAGCUCUGAAUGCUUUGGCCUCACUUUUCUGAGCUGUUGUGCCAUCCUUUUUUUUACAGUGUAUUUAAAUCAUUCAGAAUAGCGACGUUAGUAUCCAUCUCCUCACUCCCCCUUUCUCCUUUACUCUCAGGGACAUCCUGAACCGCUCCGACUCUGACUCCGCCCUUCCUCUCUCCCACGAGGAAUCCCGAAGUCUCUACAGCUCCAAACCCUACCUCUUUUCUUCCAGGCUCCACCCCCUGCAUAGUCAGGGCUCUGGAGGAGGAGGAGGAGGAGGAGGAGGAGGAGGAGGCUUAGAGAAGAGCUCCAGUCUCGGGGAGCUUCGAGGGAGCUCUGCCGCCGUCAUCGGCCCCUCCUGCUCCACUCGCUCCCUCUGUAUCACGUCCAACACCACCGACAGCCCUGUCACCUUCGCAUCUUCCAACUCGUCCAGCUCAUCCGGUAGCGGUCGAGGGACGGUCCCACAGAUCCCGACCAGGAAGAGUCCUGUGGAGGAGUACGAGGGGGAGGAGAGUGAGUCGUCCACCAGCCGGAGGAGAAAUGCUUUUAAUAAGAUCUUUAAGAAGAAGCAGGGACGUCACUGAGCUGAUCUCAGACCUGCUGGGGACUCAUGUCUCACUGACUCACUCACGGGGAAUCUGUUCUUUUCUUUCUAUCCAUUUUUCUGUCAAACUUUUGGAUCCUCUGUGCUUUAAAACUCUUAAAGAGUCUGAUAUGGACUCCACUGGACAGAGGACACAACUUAGGACACAGCAGAGACGAGAACCAAAGAAGAAGUUUGUACGACUGUGGACAGAAAAGUAGAUAGAGUAGGUGUUUAAAAAACAGACUGAUAAGUUUGUCUUUUUUACAGAUAAAUACAAAUUAUGACAAAGAUCUGUGAAGAACAAAGAUUAUUUAUCAUCAUAUAGAUCUAGAGACAAGUUAAGGAAACUGAAAAAACAUUUAUUCUGCUCUGGUACAAUAAAAUGUGGUUCUUGGUCUCAGCGAGGAAGAGUUUUUAUUUGGUGGUACGACUCUGUUCUAAGAGCUCACACCUGAGUUUAUGCUCUCAGACAACAUUCAGGCAGCCAAUCAGUGCAACACCUCACUCUCAUAGAAGCCCCGCCCCCUAAAAAUCACUGCUGAGAGAAACUGAGAGGCUGCAGAUCAUCUUCAGAAACAUAGUCAGACCUCAAAAUCAGACUUUUCCAUGAAUCUGCUCAGCAUGAAGACGUCGCUGCGCCACAAACAUCCUCCUCUGGUCCACCUGUUGAAUAUUCUCACUGUUUGAUGCUCUCCUGAAGAGGAAAUAUAAAAUUUUAUUAUGAUUAUUAAAAAAUAUCUGCACAGUUUAAAGUCACUCACACACACUGAUAAACCAGCUGGUGUGUGUGUGCGUGUGUGUUUGUGUGUGUGUGUUUUCUUAAAAAACAUGUUCAGCUGGACAUGAAGUUUAAAUCCACUUAACUUCAUUUACUCUGAACAAAUGUCACAUUGUGUUUAUUAAUAGAAAGCAGCUGUCAGUUUGAGCUGCAGUGUGCGAACUCCAUUACCCAGAAUUCCCGUCACACGAUGUUGAUAUAACAAUGUUGGGUUUUUUUUAACUGUAGCGUCAGAACGAAACCAUGUGAAGAUGCCACCCUCUUUAUUUUCUUUCUUAUUUUGCAGCAGGAUGAAAAUCCAACAUGUGUUUUUAUUUAUAAAUAUGAACAGAGAAAUAAAUAAACUAUUGAAGGUGA
Messenger RNA from Xyrichtys novacula (pearly razorfish), 20573 nucleotides. The record is from the annotation of a GenBank genome assembly. Lineage: Eukaryota; Metazoa; Chordata; Actinopteri; Labriformes; Labridae.